AUGCCGCUUGCCUCCCUCAGACACGUAUUCUCACCUGAGAAGAAGGCUCGCGAUGCCCGUAAGGCUGAGCGAGAGGCGGAGAAGGAGGCACGCCGGCGGAUGAAGGAAGAAGACGCGGCCUUAAUUAAGUCAGAGCUUGAGGUGCGUAAAGUCGUCUACGAUGAUGAAAAGGAGCACCGUCGGAUCUUGAAAGACACGGAGCGUGACGCACGAAAGGCGGAAAAGGAAGCUGAAAGGGAAGCACGUCGAAAGGCGCGGGAGGAGGAGCAGGAGUCCGAAAAGGAAGCGAGGCAGAAAGCACGCGAGCUAGAGAAGGCAGUUCUUAAAGUGCCGAAAGAGGCCUCGAACAGCCUCGCUCUUUUUGGUUUCCUGAGCAGCACUGUCAAGGUGGAGAGCAACAAGAACAGGUUAUUCUCCCUGUUUGUCCAGGACAAACGCGUUGCUCCUGCUGCGCUGCAAUUUUGGAUGAGGGCGGAAGAAAAAUUUUCGGGCAAUACGGAGGAGGCCUCGGUUGUGAACCUUUCCUCUCACGCGAUGCAGGGCGGCGCACGGCGAGACCCAGAGAAUAGCAGGAAUCACAUGAUGGAAAAAGAGUCCUCUCUGCUUCACCCGCCCAUGCACUUCGAUGAAGGCGCGCCUUCGAAGGCGAAGGUGUGUGUGCGCGACUUCAACGCCAUGAUUGAGGCUUCAAAUGCGCAAGAGGUGCCACUGCGCGACCUCUUGCGCCAGUGUGGCUGCGCUUUCCACACGGUCGUUUGCGACCCAUACGCGUCGUUCGACAACGAGGUCGUGUUCGCUGGUUUCUUCGCCAUCGGGUACAAUCCGUGCCAGUCCCGUCCGCCCUACUUCGGCACCUACAACCAUUUGCAGGAGGGCAACUUGAACGAGGUGGAGCUGCUGCAGAUGGGUCGGUUUCCGCUGCGGCGCGGCAUUCCUCGCUUGUCAAACAUCGAUUACGAGUACGACUCGGGCGAUGACUGGGACGUCAUGGAGGGUGAUGAGGAUAUCGCCGCGUCUUCUUCGAGUGACUCAGACAAGGACGCUGACUUGGACUCUCUCGACAGCAGCGACUUAGAGUUCAUCAACGACGACGAAGAGGACUCCGACUACGACAUCCAGCACAAAAUUAUGGAGGCACGGCAGCGUCGCCUCUGGCGACUGCGCAACAAAAACAAACUCGUGCCGUCCUACAGUGGACCGUUUGUUGGGAUUCCCACCGAUGAGCACCCACUUCGAGGCUUUGACGAGUUAGAGCGCUUUGCCUCUCUAAACGCGACGUACUUCGCUAAGCUCUUGGAGAAUGAGCUGAGCGCAUUCGCAAGCGGGCGUGCUGACAUCCCGGCUAGUGGGGACGAGGGCCUGAGCGUGGAGGAGAGGGAGGCAAAGCGGCAGCGUGCCUUGAUGGAGGCCGCACUGAAGAACCGACGCGAAAUGACGGAUACGGAGCUCAAGGCACUGCACACAAUCGUUGCAGCCAACAGCAAAGUUUCGACCAGGAUGAUACUCGAUGCCUUGAAGCAGCAGCAGCUCUGCGUCGGAGUCGCGAGGGCCGAGAUUGAGCGGACCAUCAGGCGCUUCUACGAGCGACGUCACCGUUCGCUCGUCCUGCGGGAUGAGCCGUGGUCUCCCACUGAUGAGCGGCUCUUUGUACGCGUUGCCUCUUCGAAGCCGAAGCCUCUGGGGGACGGCAGCACCAGAGCCAGGACAGGUGACUGGACGGGCAAAAAUGAGGAUGAAGGCGAGGAUGCGGACAAUGACACUGAUAACAACGACAUCGCAGAGGCCUCAGUUGAACGUGCUGCUGAGACCGCUGAUGACGCUUCUGCCAAGGUAGGUGAAUCCGGCAAUGGGACUGAGCAGGCGCCUGUGACACUGUCGGAGGCUGUCGAAGAGACGGGACACCCGAGGCCGUCUCCGCCUAGCUCAGGCGAGGCGAAGGCGGAGACUGCGGCCCCCAGGACGAAGCAGAUUACUCUCAGGGAGUUGUUGCCGAAAGCAAGCGCUUCGACCUAUGUCAACGUGGCGAAGCGGCCGCGCGAGGACAACCAGACGGAGGAUCAAGGCUGCGGCGUCACCACUGCUACCGGGGAGUGA
Messenger RNA from Leishmania braziliensis MHOM/BR/75/M2904, 2094 nucleotides. RefSeq lists its product as hypothetical. The coding region runs from base 1 to 2094 and encodes 697 amino acids. NCBI's taxonomy places the organism in Eukaryota, Euglenozoa, Kinetoplastea, Trypanosomatida, Trypanosomatidae. The record is from RefSeq and is a predicted model, not a curated record. The transcript has a single exon.